Molecule: messenger RNA, 2538 nt
Organism: Fomitiporia mediterranea MF3/22
Lineage: Eukaryota; Fungi; Basidiomycota; Agaricomycetes; Hymenochaetales; Hymenochaetaceae
Exons: 9
Coding region: 1-2538 (845 amino acids)
Biological process (GO): poly(A)-dependent snoRNA 3'-end processing; exonucleolytic trimming to generate mature 3'-end of 5.8S rRNA from tricistronic rRNA transcript (SSU-rRNA, 5.8S rRNA, LSU-rRNA); nuclear polyadenylation-dependent snoRNA catabolic process
Cellular component (GO): nuclear exosome (RNase complex); nucleolus
Molecular function (GO): nucleic acid binding; 3'-5'-RNA exonuclease activity; nucleotide binding
Source: RefSeq, a predicted model, not a curated record
AUGUCUGCGGAAGCAGGGAGUUCAAAGGCAGGGAAGAUUUGGGGCUCAAGUUUUGACAGCUACAACUCUGAACUACAGAGCUCUGUGCUUCAAGCAACGAAGCUCGCCGUCGGCUUGCCUGCCGACGUAAACUUCUUUCGGACUGUCGACAACAACUUUGCUCAGGCAAUCGACUCUUGUUCUAGGAAGGCACUCGCACUCACAAACAACUUAUUGGAACUCGCAGAAGCACACAACUCGACCUCUUCCCGUAUAAAAGGCAAAAAGAAGUUAGGGAAUCAGGAGGAUGUUGUGGACGGGUUUGGAUCUUUGGUGGUGGAUGUGCUAGACCAACUUUUCGAACGGGCCGACACAAGCUUGGAUGACUACAUGGGUCAUACAAAGCCGGCUGCAAUAUCCGUUAAGCCACCUCCCGCAGCGUCGACCUUUACCUCAAGUACACGACAGGGUCGAUUGGAUCCAUCACUUUUGCAUGCUGCGUAUCUUCCGAAGCCUCAGCUUAAGUUCAGGAGGAGAAUCAAUAGCGCACAAUCCAGCUGGUCGCCAAAUCUGAGGCAUAAGUACAAUGCUCAAGUGCCGUUGGGCUACGUGUUUCACGACACAGACGUCAUAGAAGGGGAUUCUUGCCUCGGUGAAGGGACAUCCCAAAGUUUUCACCCCUAUCGUUAUGAAAUCAAGCACAUCACAUAUUCUCGACAAAUGUUUGAGCAUAGACACCCUAUUCGGCCAUCCUCGUUUGAGAACACUCCAUUCACAUGGAUAGACUCCAAAGAGCAGCUAGACCUCCUGCUGGAUCAAUUGCGUCAUGUCCAGGAAAUUGCUGUUGACCUUGAGCAUCACAGCUACCGCUCGUUUUCUGGGUUUCUUUGCCUCAUGCAAAUCAGUACCCGCGAAGAAGACUUCAUCAUUGACACAUUAGCGCUCAGAGAAGAACUGGAAGAACUGAAUGAGAUCUUCACAGAUCCAAAGAUCGUAAAGGUCCUCCACGGCGCUGACAGUGACGUCGUCUGGUUACAACAGGAUUUUAAUAUCUACAUUGUAAACCUCUUCGAUACCUACCAUGCGUCAAAGUUACUGGACUUCCCAAAGCACGGAUUAGGCGCGUUGCUCGAAAUGUAUUGCGACUUUGUUCCCGAUAAACGAUACCAGCUAGCCGACUGGCGUAUCCGGCCGUUGCCAGAUGAAAUGAUGAAAUAUGCACGCUCAGAUACUCACUUCUUGCUGUAUAUCUAUGAUAAUUUGCGUAAUGCACUCUUGGACCGUGCGCGAGGACAACCGGACUUGGUUCGUUCGGCACUAAGUCGCUCGGAGGAUACCGCUUUGCGCAUUUAUGAACCCGAAUUUUAUGACUUGGAAAAUGGGACUGGACCUGGUGGUUGGAACACACUUUCGCUGAAAUGGGGCCGUGCUUUGUCUGGCACACAACACACUGUAUUUCGUGCUGCUCAUGCAUGGCGUGAUGCCCUUGCACGAAAAGAGGAUGAAAGUACGCGCUAUGUGAUGCCGAAUCAUUAUCUAUUCCAAUUGGCGGAAAGGCCGCCGACGGAUAUGGCUAAUUUGUUGUCUAUAUUUCGUCCUGUUCCACCGCUGGUUCGAACACAAGCAGCCAGCUUGCUCGAAGUCAUUCGCACUGCUGUUAAAGAGGUGCCAUCGAUAGCAGAAACGAGAGGCGAAUGCGUGAAAACUCAGAACCGCGUAGUUGAUGACGCAAAUUCGCAAAUCAGGAGCAAACAUAACACCACAGUGAACAGCGAAAAUGCCUCCACGAGCUCCGCGAAGACCUGUGUUGACAUAUGGACAAGGAAGUCAGGAGGUCUUUCCGCAUCGUCCUCGUCCUUGCUUGGUUCUACUUUAGCCAGGACGGCGUCUCAAGUCGAAGAUCUGUCAGUUACGCGAAGUGCACUCUUUCCUAAGGGCUGGACUCCGACCAAGACUGCAAAGAGAGUUCUACAUGGUGCUUCGAUAAGAUAUCGAGAAGCUGUGUCUCGCAUUCACAGUGCUCUGGUUGUAGCACCGAUCAUGCCAGCUGCCCUAAUCGCUAUUCCAGGGUCAGGGAACUUGAAGGCCUCUGUUAAUGUAGACAUCAACGUAGCAUCUGUUCCAAAUCAAGAACAGACCAGAGCCUCUGCCGUACCUGCAAACGAGCAACAGCCCCAUACCCUUAUUGCUGGGGUCGAAGCGUCUGAUACAAUUCUAACAACCGGACGUACUCGAGAAAGGAAAGGAAAACGUUCCAGGAACCCGACCACCGCUGAUGAACAAGACAAAGCGAAUCAAGUGAAGAAAGCACGAGUCCAAAUGACGAGUGUGAAUGGAGACAAUGAAGCAAUUGAGACAAAACCUGACGAGUUUGACUAUGCUUCCGCGCCGAACCUUCUGGAUGAGCAUAUCAAAGAUCAGCCUGUCUUACUGAAACCUCAAAAAGGAAACACAUCAAAAGGACGUCGCGCGUUCGAGUAUGGAAAUUUCCCAGCACCUCCGCGAGCGUACAAUGAAGUGAAGGGUGCCAAUAUGUCUCAUACAUUCAAGGGACGAUAA